This is a messenger RNA of Eimeria maxima, 606 nucleotides long. RefSeq lists its product as hypothetical. NCBI's taxonomy places the organism in Eukaryota, Apicomplexa, Conoidasida, Eucoccidiorida, Eimeriidae. The record is from RefSeq and is a predicted model, not a curated record. The transcript has 2 exons. Bases 1 to 606 code for a protein of 201 amino acids.
AUGCAGGUGGAGAAUGCAGUAAAAGCAGCAAGGCGAGCAGACAGCCUUUCUGAUGUUGUGCAGGCAGUCGGCGAGUAUGCUGCUGCUAGCGAGAAGUCGUUGCAACUGGCUCGGCUGUCAGAAAUACAAGGUCUACUCAAAAACUGCCAAGAAGCAGUAGCAGAGGUGUAUGCAACUGAAGCAGCUAAGGAGAAGCUCGAACCCGCCUCAGCUCAAGUGGCUAAAAACCAGGAGGUAGAACGAGCAAAGGCACCAGUUCAAGCGGCAGUAACAACUGCAAGUAACCAUGAAGAAGACUUCGCUAGACUAACAACAGCACGAAAAGAGAGGGAGAAGCAGGCCAAGAAGAGGAGAAUGAGGAAGAGGACAAAACAGCAAGAGCGUAUGGCGAAAAAGAAGGCGACUUUGAAGUUGAGAAAGCUGACGGAGCACCAGUGGAGACGAGAGACUCAGUGGCAAUUUGAUGUGUACAUGGGCACAAAUGAGGCAAAAGAGGAGGGGAGACAGAAAGGAGGGAAAAGAAGAAAGGGAAAUAAAGACCUGGAAGUGCAAGGAGAAGUCUGUAUCAUAAAAGAAAAGGAGACAGGAGUUGUGGCAAGGAGAUGA